Molecule: messenger RNA, 2073 nt
Organism: Rasamsonia emersonii CBS 393.64
Lineage: Eukaryota; Fungi; Ascomycota; Eurotiomycetes; Eurotiales; Trichocomaceae
Product: Aspartate--tRNA ligase
Exons: 3
Coding region: 1-2073 (690 amino acids)
Biological process (GO): aspartyl-tRNA aminoacylation
Cellular component (GO): mitochondrion; cytoplasm
Molecular function (GO): aspartate-tRNA ligase activity; ATP binding
Source: RefSeq, a predicted model, not a curated record
AUGCUCGGCGUGGGACGAAGCUCCCUUCGUCUCCGCGCAGCCCGCCGCAGCUACAUCGAGAUAUCAAACUACUUCAGCGCCAGGCAGUCGAGGACUCCUUCACAGGCCUUCUGUCUCUCACAGAGGAAACCGUUUCAUGCCUCGUGUCGGCGGUUCAAUGAUGACUUGCAUGCCAGUUCGCCCAAUUCCACCAGUUCCACCACUUCUUCCCUCCUAGAGCAGUACAAAAAUGCUGUCGAAUUCCCUCCUGCGACGCAUGAUUUCAGAUCCUUCCUGCUACAUGCCACGCCCGGCCAGACCGUCGUCCUCCAUGGCUACCUGGGCAGCCGGGCCGAUCUGUCCAAAAAGCUCUCGUUCGUCCGCCUAACCGAUCCAACCAUGAGACACAACAUCCAGAUCGUCUCCUCCUCCAAGAACGAUGCCCUUGCCAAACUCAAGGCCAUUGCUGCCAACAGCCCCGUCGCAGUCCGGGGUACUGUUCAACAAAAGAAGGGAAGCUCCGGCGAGCGAGAGUCGCCCGACACUGAGAAGAUCGAUAGCUUGGAGAUCGAUCUGGAGGACAUCUGGCCGCUCAAUGAGUUCCCCAAGGACAUCAUCAUGACCCCGGAGACCGUCUUCCCUGCCGAACAGCGGCAUCUCCAGCUACGGUCCGACCGCGACCUGCGGGAAGCCCUCCGGUUCCGCGCCCAGGUCCGGAAUAUCUGCAGAGAAGAGCUGGAGCAGUGCCAGCCGCCGUUUGUCGAGAUCGAGACGCCUCUCCUGUUCAAAUCUACGCCCGAGGGCGCUCGCGAGUUCCUCGUGCCAACGCGACGCAAGGGCCUUGCCUACGCUCUGCCUCAAAGCCCGCAGCAAUACAAGCAGAUCCUGAUGGCCAGCGGGAUCCCCAGAUACUACCAAUUCGCGCGCUGCUUCAGAGACGAGGAUCUCAGGGCAGACAGACAGCCCGAGUUCACUCAGCUUGAUCUGGAGAUGUCGUUCGCGACAGGAGCCGACGUGAUGAGGACAAUAGAAGGGGUGAUUCGAAGACUCUGGUCGACUUUGCUGAACGUGUCCCUCCCGCCAGAACCCUUCAAAACGAUGUCCUACCAGGAGGCCAUGAGCCGAUACGGGUCGGACAAGCCGGACACCCGAAUCGGAAUGGAGAUCACCCGACUCGACUACCUGCUACCGGUGGAUCUGGUCCGGAAGAUCACUGAUCUGGUGGACCCGAUUGUGGAAGCCUUCAAAUUUGAAGGCAACGACAACGACCCCGCAGCGACGCUGAAGUUCAUCACCGACUUCCUCGACUCCCCUGCGGGUGCGGACUUCAACAACAAUCCGGACGGAGUUCCUGGGGUUUUUGUCUACGAUGCUGGAAAGCCCCUUUGCGGGCUGCAGGCGUUCGGGUUUGAAGCGGCAGAACGAGUCGAGGAGGUUCUGCAACCCGAGCACGGUGAUCUCAUCAUAUUGCAGGCGCGGAAAAAGGAGCCUUUCUCAGGAGGCUCGACGCCGCUGGGCGAUCUCCGGCGUGCACUGCAUUCAGCGGUCGUCGCGACUGGAUUCAAACCCGCUCCGACGGGGUUUGACUUCCUCUGGAUCGUCGACUUUCCGCUGUUCUCGCCGUCGAGCGACUUGGAGCCUGGCCAGGGCGGCGCGGCGGGCAUUGCCUCGACGCAUCAUCCGUUCACGGCGCCCAAGACGGCGGCCGACGUGGACCUGCUGCUGACGGACCCGACGCAGGCGGUGGCCGACCACUACGACCUGGUGGUCAACGGCGUCGAGCUGGGCGGCGGCAGCCGGCGGAUCCACGACGCGCGGGUGCAGGAGCUGGUCUUCCGCGACAUCCUGAAGAUGCCGCCGGAACGCCUGGCGGAUUUCUCGCACCUGCUGGACGCGCUGCGGGCGGGGUGUCCGCCGCACGCGGGUAUCGCGCUGGGCUUCGACCGGCUGGUUGCGGUGAUGCUGGGGAGGGAGUCGGUGCGGGACGUGAUGGCGUUCCCGAAGACGGGGAAGGGCGAGGAUGCGAUGGUGCAGGCGCCCAGCGCGAUGACGGAGGAGUCGCUGCAGACGUAUCAUCUGCGGUUGAGGGAGUGA